UGAGGCGCUUAUCGCUAAGGUACUUAACGAGGUACCGCAGUGACAACCCACGGCCGACCUGUCAUCAGCCCUCCUCCGCCUGCGGACGGACAAGACAAACAACAAAAGCUGCGAUACACUCAGCAACAGACAGACACUACCCCGACUCGGUGCUUCGACCCGCCCCAACAAUGGCAACGAACGAGGAAACCCCCGUUGACACGCGCGAUGCACUGGAGGUGCUGGAAUCGGAGGCCAAGGAAUGGGAGAAGGACGCCGAGAUUGACCGCAUCUUGAAAGCAUUUCGGCUUGAUGCCUACGCCGUCCUAGGCCUCAAGCCGGGUGUGCCCGAAUCCGACAUCAAGGCCACCUACCGCAAGAAGUCGCUGCUGAUCCACCCUGACAAGACCAAGAACCCGCUCGCGCCCGAGGCUUUCGACCGGCUAAAGAAGGCCCAGACGGAGCUGAUGGACGAGAAGCACCGCAAGACGCUGGACGAGGCCAUCGCCGACGCGCGCAUGCUGGUGCUGCGCGAGAACAAGUGGACGGUCGACAGCCCCGAGCUCAAGACGGCCGACUUCGAGCGCAAGUGGGCCGACAAGACCAAGUUCGUGCUGAUCGAGAACGAGCAGCGGCGCCGCCGCCAGCUCAAGGCCCAGAUGCAGGAGGAGGGCCGCGAGCAGCGCCGCCGCGAAGAGGAGGCCGAGCAGCGCCGCCGCAAGCGCCAGCACGAGGAGGAGUGGGAGGCCACGCGCGACCAGCGCAUCAACAGCUGGCGCCAGUUUCAAAAAAGCAAGACCGGCGGCGCCGCCGCCGCCGAGCCGUCCGAUGGGCCCGAGAAAAAGAAGAAGAAGAAGCUGAAGCCGAUCGGCUGAGGGCCGCUCAGCACUCUCUGUUUGCUUACUGCGUAGAGUGCCUCUUGCAGUUCGCGGCCCGGCUAUCGACUGUGCCCAUUCCCAGGCGGAUUGCGGGGUUCAAGGGGAGCCAUAUUCAUCGCCUUUUCUUUUGCGCACUACGUAUCAGGGACCCAGCAUGGAGAGAAUCUCUGUACGGAAUAUAGAAGAGGAGCCGGGAUAGUGAACCAAGAAGCU
This is a messenger RNA of Thermothielavioides terrestris NRRL 8126, 1070 nucleotides long. RefSeq lists its product as uncharacterized. The transcript has 4 exons. NCBI's taxonomy places the organism in Eukaryota, Fungi, Ascomycota, Sordariomycetes, Sordariales, Chaetomiaceae. Bases 171 to 854 code for a protein of 227 amino acids. The record is from RefSeq and is a predicted model, not a curated record.